Molecule: messenger RNA, 882 nt
Organism: Pisolithus orientalis
Lineage: Eukaryota; Fungi; Basidiomycota; Agaricomycetes; Boletales; Pisolithaceae
Exons: 2
Coding region: 1-882 (293 amino acids)
Source: RefSeq, a predicted model, not a curated record
AUGUCAGUCUCGGUUUUGCUGUGGGUCACUUUAUUUCGUCUUCUUCAGGGAGUUGCUGCCACCGGCAGCACCUCCAGGCGGGAGCCCAACGGUGCCUUUUCGGAUCCACCAAAACAAAUCGCUUUUACUGUGUGUGUCGUAGCGUCCAUAGCAGGAGUUCUCGCAGUUGGGGUGUGCGCCUUAGUAGCCGGCAGGCAGAAGAAGACUUCGGAUGACCCCGAGCUAGGAUCUGCGGUCACAACAACCAAUGACAACACACGUCCAUCAGACCAAUCUGCGAAUACCGAGCCAUCCUCUCGAGCAUCCGGCGAUCUCCAAAGGCGGACACCGUCGACCGGAAUCCUGGUACCCGAUACGGACACCCCAAGGAGCCGUUCUUCACGGUCCCGCCGAUCACGGAUAUCGUUCAUACCAACAAGCCUUGAGUCGAUCCCAGAACACGAGCAAUGGCAGUUUUGCUUCUGUAGCGAUAGCGGCGACGAUGAUGACACUUCGCCCCCUCCAGGUAGCUUUCACUCUUGGUACCUGGAUUACCGAUGCCGAAUACUCUUGAGAAAAAUUUCUAUAAUGGCCGGACACACCGGAAAUCACGGUGAAGCAAGGCCAUCUGCCUCGCUUCCCCACGAGGAAGAUACCACAACUCUCCAUGACUUCGUCAACGUGAGCCGAAGACGAGUCCAUUCAGCACUUAAGCGGAGAAGGGGUCCUAUCCGCCAUCAUGACACAGGACCCAUAGCUUCAGCUAACAUUAAUGAGCAACCCACACACCUCGACCAAGUUCCACCAUCCAUCCUACGACGUGGUGAUCGUGCAGAACCUUCCGUAGCUGAGCAGCCAGCGGACAAGUCCAAAUCCGCUACGGCUAUAAAGCGAACUGCCUAA